AUGAAGUGUUUCUCGUUAAAAGUGCUUUCCUUUGCGUUCUCUAUCGAAUUAAUGUUUAUAGGCUAUGGUGUUGGAGAAAAACUAAAGGCCGAUCCGAUCGAAGACACCUCACACAAUCAUGACCUUUCCCGGGGCGGUAUGCGUGGUCCUGCAACGUUCCCAUCGAUUGAUACCGACACGGCCGAGCCUAGAGUUACGGAGGAAUCACUCACAGCCUACGAGCUGCAGCGACAGCAAUUACUAGAACAUCCCGAUCGCUUCAGGGAAGAGGAUCUGAAACCGCUGCGCGAAACACACAUCAACGUUCUGCACGAAGCGAUCGAUGCGAAACUGAUCGAUCAGAGUUUCAUCCGCACGUUGGGAGCCGUUUCGGAACCACCCAAGGUACACGACGCCACCCGGGAUACACUUUCGAUACGGUCCAUCGUCGAAGAUGUGAACUUUACGCACGGUGAUCGGGUUCUGCGCUGGAAAACCAUGAGCGCGACCAAUGUCGAUCGGCACGUUGUCGUGGGUUUAACAGCGGCCAGUCUGGUGGUGCUGCUGGAGCGAGAAGGACAGUACGUGCUUAGUCAGGAACUGAUGCUUGAAUCCGUACCGAUGGCCUUCGAGGUGCUUAAUUUCUGGGACACAGAGCGUGCUUCAGCGGUCGGAUGUGUGCUGAUAUCGAUGGGUAAUUUCCUCGUAUGGUACACAAUGCGUGAACAGGCGGAAUACCAGCUGGAAGAAGAAUGGCGUUGGCCGCUACACAAGACUAUUACGCAAAUUAAGUUCUUCCGCCAAAAGGAGGUGGAUGCACUGCUGCUAAUAGGACGCCACCCGAACCGGUACGAAUCCGUAUCGGCGACCGUGUACGAAUUUUCUUUUAACGAACGUCAGUUCUGGUUAAUGCAGAAGCUUGGCUUGAAGCAUCCUUGCCCAUCGGUAGGACUUGUGUCCGCAGGGGAAGAGUAUUUGGUAGCGUUUCCCCAAAAUACUACGGUGGAAAUGUAUACGUUUCGAGUGGGUGAUCAAAAUCGGCGGAAGUUUAAGCCCGUGGGUAACUACACUUCGGAAGCGCUUCGAUCGGUGUACGCAUUUCAAAUCGGACGCUAUUCGUACAUUGCAAUCAGUGGUAAAACGCCGGCCGUUUUGCGAUACAAGCGGGGCAAGUUUCACGAGCAAAAGAUCCCCACAGAGUCUCUUGAAAUAGUGGAAGCCUUUUUUGAGAUACCGGCCAGAACGUACCGUGACGAUAUGAUACUGCUGGUACAGCAUCGCAUGAUAUUUGCGACACACGAAAUUCAACGAUUGGAAGCGCUCGUAUGGAAUGGGGUAUCGUUUGACCUGGCCACCAACAUACCGUGCUUGGUCGAGAACGAGGUGAUUGACAAUGAGGUCAGCUGCAUGUUGGACGUAGAUCGAACGGACGGUUUGUUCGGUGCCGCGAUUGUGCAGCGUGGAAAAUCCAUCUCUAUCAUUGUGCCUCGCCAUGAGGCACAUUCGAGCCUGUACCAUUUAUCGAUCGAACUGCUCUCGGGUGAGCAUCCGAUUUUGAUGAAAAUUCAAGAAAUUAAGGAAACGAUGGACGCAUUUACGAAAAUUAUCGACUACCAGAAUGCGGUUAUUGAGCAAGCCGAAUCGUACAAAGCGUUGAUGGAGAGUGACCCUGUAGUACUAAAGCGACAAAACCUUAGCACGUUGGACACUCCUUUGGUGAGGUUUGCAGAGGGGUACGAUCUAUCCGCAACAAAGAUAACCAUUGGUCAAAAUAGCUGGCGAGCUGCCGAUUUUGAAGCGGACCUAGGCGCUACCGUUAAGACGGUACAAGAUGUAGAACUGAGCGUUGAUGCAAUGCUGAGCGAAUUGCAGUACAGUGUACGGCGCGAUACUCGAUCGCAAGAUCUUCAUAUCAACGGUACGGUGCAGGUGACGGGAAAAUUGUACGUGGAUGGCGCGUUGCACGCAGACGAUAUGUACAUCCAGAGAUUCGAACACCCCCGAGCGGACCAUUUCGCUCGAUUUGGCCGUGAUGUGGAUGAUAAAACAUCAGCUGCAAAAGAACUGCACGUGAAAGAGCUGAGUGUAGAGCAGCUUUUUUUCGACCAGAUCAACGGUAUCCCUGCUGAAGAGUUGGUGUAUAACGUUGACGGCAAGGUGAAUCUCGAUGGGGAAUUGGUCAUCGGUGGUGAUCUCUACACGAACAGUGUGAACCUGCCCGAAGGUGGAACGGUCAAUGGAAUCGAUUUAAGCGAAUCCUUGAUCUAUUUCAACUGUAAGAACAGGCGUUGGAAAAACCUAACCCUAGAUUCGCUGGAAGUUAUCGAUGAUGUUCACGUUGCGAACAAAGUCAAUGGAGUUCAAAUAAAUCUACAGGAAGCUGAAAGCUCGUUGCGCAAAGCAAUCGAUGAGGAUGGACGUGUAUUACGCACCAAGUCUUUGCACAUUGAAGGUGACCUUAGCUUCGAACGUAUCAAUGGAGUUCCCUGGCAAACGUUUUUCAAUGGGCUUGUUUUUAAGAACCGGCCAAUGCGACUGGGACAUCUGUACGUUGAAGGGAAUGUAACACUCGCUAGUCAAACAACUGUACAGUUCUUAAACAAAUUACGCUUUCCGGAGGAUUAUGUGUUGCGAACGGGACCGCGAGAAACGAUCAUAACAGGCCAGAAGCAUUUUACAGGAUUGCUAACAAUGGAUGCACUUGAUAUCGAUGGUUUCGUGAAUGGUAUCAAUCCGUUUGAUUUCAUCACGCUACACGACGAUCAGUACAUCCCUGGUAAGGUGACUUUCGAUUUGUUAGAAAUUGAAGAAUCGCUCGAUGUUCGAGGUGCCGUGCACGGCAAACAUAUGGAUAAGUUUCUCGAUAAUCCAUCUAUGUUGCAAACCACGAUCCUAAAAGCGGCCUGUGAAUUUAACGAGGUAGUUGUCCACGGACCUAUUUACGUCGAUCAGCUGGAUGGAUACGAUUUGGAUGAGUUCUUACAGAGCGUUGUGUACGUCGACGAACCGUACGUUGAAAUUAACGCAUCGAAACACUAUCGCAACCUGCAGUUUUAUGAUCCGAUCCGGAUAGAAUCGAACAUGAUUGGGGAGAUACAUCUGGAUGAGCUACUGACCAAGAGCACGGAUCAGACGGUCAACAUAAGCAUGGUGAUGGGCAACGUGUUUUUCAACCGUGUACAGCUCGACGGACUGUUCGGUGGCAUUAAUGUGACGGAAUGGGACACGAACUCGAUCAAAGUGUUCGGUGAUCAACACACGCAAGCGACAAUAGAGUUCUGCCCUCAGUAUUCUUUGCUGUACGCAAAGAACCUGGAGAUACUGGGAACGCUUAAUGGUCAAACGCGUGCUGAGUUCUACGAUAUGGAUGAAGAAAUCGUCUUUCACGAUCAGUCCUUAUACAUAAGGGACGUUUAUGCAAGUUAUCUAUCGCUGACAACAGGCAGUUUGAUCGAUGGUCCUUCGAAGAUGUUAAACAACGUGCAUCUACCAACGUUUGAUGCGUACAGGUUCAGUUUAAGCCAACCGCAGACGUUUAAUUAUGACGUGCUUGUUGACACUCUGUAUGUGAGCAAAUCGUUUGCUACACGCUAUCUGAAUGAAGUGGACAUUGUGCAUUUGCAGGAAAAUGUGGAAACUUAUCUAAACGAUGAUUACAUGCUUAGUGGUAAGCAUGUGAUCGAUACACUGCAUAUUGAUGGUAGUGUGGAAAUCGGAAUACUGAAUGGAGUUGAUUUUGCACAGUUUCUGAGUAACGUUAUAUGGCUGGACCAAACGAACGCUGUACCAAGCACAUUACACUUCCUGCAACCGUUACAAAUUCAGGGUGAUGUGUUCGUGGGUGGAACAUUGAAUGAGAUCCCAUUAACAGCAUUUUUGGACAACGUUGUUUACAAGAAUGAUGGUGCAGUAGUGGAGUUUACUGGAUCAAAGCUUUUCACCCAAGGAUUCGAUGUGGUGGGUGAUCUUAACGCACCUAUAAUUAAUAACGUACCAGUGAAAGAUUGCAUACUUAAAAAUGAAUCCAUCGCAUUCCCUGGACAUAUCGUGACGCUCGGUAGAGUGUACGUUAAAGAAAUGAUCGUGACGGGAACCAUCAACGGAAAAUCAUUUAAACCUAUCGAAACGUACUAUGCAUACAACAAUGUAACCGACACACAUAUCAUUAAGGGCGAUCUACAUCUGCAAGGACAUCAGAUGGUCCACAAUCUUGAAGCGCUCGGUGGUUGGAAUGAGUUAAUGAAUGUGAGCCAAAAGCUUGUGUCGCUCGUUCGUACGAACCAGGAUUAUUACUUCAAGGGUCACUAUGUGCUGCAGGAGGAAGUACAUUUCAAACACGGAUUUACGGUCGAUUCCAUCAACGGGUACAAUAUGACGAAUGUACAUAACGAAAUCGUGUACUACGAUCAGGAAGAACCGAUCGUUUUCACCGAGCCGGUAGAAUUUAGCGGUAAAGUGUGGGGAGGAUCGUUACGUGUCCAAGGGGAUUUGAUCGGCAAAAACUUGAUGGGAAUCGAUCCAGACGAACUUGCUAAACAAACUUUACUAGUGAAUAAGGAUUACGAAAUCGUCGAUAAGAUGGUAUUUCUUCCGGGAGCCUUCAAAUGUGAUCAUCUCAUGGCCACGCAUAUCAACGGUUUGCCGACGAGCGCAUUGAUUACACUGCACACGGAACAGACCAUCGAACAUCCAGUUUUCGUGAAGCAAAUCGUUGUCCACCAUCCUCUGCUGGUGGAAGGUCUUGUCAACGGUCGGGAUCUGCGCUUUGAACGUCAGAAUACAGUCAUGCGUUACGGUGAGCAAACGAUCGAAGCUUCGUCUGUAUUCAACACGAUACGUGUGCUGAACAACGUCGUACUGCCAAACGUGCUAAAUGGCGUUCCGUUUGGUGAACCGGUGCAACUGACCGACGACAUGACUAUCUCGUCUCCGUUGAGCUUUUACCAAAUCGCUGCCAACGAUGUGUACACCAGGGAUACGAUCGGCGGGAUAGAUUUCGAUCAAUGGUACGAUCAAACGCUCUGGACGGAUGGACGCGAACAUCAGAUGUAUCGGGGUAAGCUUCGAUCGCGUAAAUUCGUUUUCCGCGACUCCAUCCACGGUAACGGCACAAUCAAUGGAUUAACUAUUGACGCCAUUGUGCGAAAAUUGCAUUCGGAGAAACAGAUUGUCGAGGGUGAGCUAGCGAAACGGCGCGCAAACUAUCGUACUUCUUGCCGCGAAACACAAGCACUCAUCAAUGGAACGCAGCGAGGUCUCUAUUUCUUUAACUAUUUCGUGCAACGGCAAACAAUCCGCGAACAGCGCCCUAUCCAAUCGUUCUGGACGUUCCAGCACCAGGGAAUUUAUUUCCUCGGAAUUAACUACGGCUGUGGUAGUAAGUUUUACCAAUGGAAUCCACAGGACAGAACGUUUGUCGGUUUGUUUAAAGUGCAUACGGGAUACAUUUUCGAGUGGCAUACGGUUGCCCGGGAUGAGGAGAGUCUCUACCUGAUAACACGGUCGGCGCCGACCGAUGAGCAUUGUAACGUGACGGGUUUAUCGAUAUGGCAAUUUAAGGGAUUAUCAUUAGAGAUGGUCAAGAACUUCCCAAAUAAGGAUGUCGACAGUAUGUUCGUGGAUCCUGCUACAUUCGAACGAUUCUACAUCUUGGAUCGAACGACCGUUCUUGAGUACGACCUCACGGGUAACGUGCAGGAUGAAUGGGAUCUAUCGCGUAUCUUUGAGUCAGCUAGCUUUGUACCGUAUACGCUCGGUGUUGGGCUGGCUUUAUCCGACGGUAAACGGAUCGCAAUUCUCUCCCGGAAAGAAAGUACCGCAGCUUCCCGCCAAAAACGAUCAAACAAUGAUCCGCACGUGAACCUGGCCUUAUUCGCUUCCCCCAUUAACAUGUAUAAUCAUAUGCAGCGGAACAAUUCGUACUACCGGACAGACGAUACACCCGACGAAUACUCACCAGACGUGGCAUUACUUACCCAACCGGAUCCGCUGAAUGAGAUUGGAGCGAUGCAGGAAAGCAACGACACCGUCAUUAAAAUUCGCGAAUUGGCAACGGAUCUAGUCGAACCGCAACAUCUUCCCGAACCACGGAUAGCAAAAGCGGUACCGCUAGGACGCAUCAGCACUACAGAAAAUUAUCACUUCCCGGAUCCUGCCACCGGUGAGCUGGUUAGUCUGCACGUUGGCUUUAAGGGCGAAGCGAGACGUUUGCUCAUCGCCGUCACGAACACGGUGAAUACGAUCGUCAAGGGUAAACACGACACUAUCCGCAUCUAUAGCGACAUACUGCAAGGUCAUCUGUUCCAGAUCAUUUCCUGCUAUCGGCCGUCACAGCUAACGGUGCUGGAAGUAAGGGAUGAAACGAUACUGGCAUUUUUGGAAAACCAUCGAAAAGUACAGCUGUAUACGUACCGUGGCAGGAAAGGGUUCGUUCAAUGGAACAGCUUUAAUCUAGCGUCGUCCGGCAUUCAGAUGGCAAGUGUGCAGUUACCGCAGGCACCGUUUUUCAAGUGUAAUCUGCACUAUCUGGCCAUUGCGCUGAGCAGCAAGGAGCUGAUGUUCCUCAAAGCCAAGACGCAGGGUGAUUGUGGGAUCAAUCUGCAACUGGAUUGUGGAGACGUCUAG
Anopheles marshallii is the source of this 6603-nucleotide messenger RNA. RefSeq lists its product as uncharacterized. Gene Ontology annotation, cellular component: cell surface. The coding region runs from base 1 to 6603 and encodes 2200 amino acids. Lineage: Eukaryota; Metazoa; Arthropoda; Insecta; Diptera; Culicidae. The transcript has 6 exons. Gene Ontology annotation, molecular function: heparin binding. The record is from RefSeq and is a predicted model, not a curated record.